CGAGUUUGUUCUGCUCUUGCGCUUUUGCCAUUGGCGCCCUUAUGCGAGCUUUGGCUUUCGUGCUUCCAGCGAUCAGCGAGCGAGAGAGCUAGAGUUAGCUGUUAGCUAGUGUGCGCCCCCGCUAGUUAGAGAUGGAGUUCUUCGCCCGCUUGACUCCCUUCGAGGAGCGGGUCUGGGAGGUCAUUGAGGGGGCCUUGGCUCUCGGGGAGAGGAUUGCCCACCAGGUCUCCAGAGCCACCGGAGACGCUGCCGCUGGCGCGUGCGAGGCCCUCUUCUCUCCUCUCUGCGAGUCUGCCCCCGACUCGCAGUCCUCUCCUCUCUCCAGCAGCCAGGACGUCGAGGCCCUCGCAAGCAGCGCCCUUCCACAGGAGCAGCACACUUGCGAGGUGACCUCCGACGAGACUCAGGGAUCUGAACAAACCCACGAUGCUUCCAGCGAGGUGGUCCCUGGACCUGGCAGAGACGGAUGUUUUGGCGCCACUGAGGGGGCACUGCCUGCAGAUGGGGGGAAGGAUAUGGAGGGGAAGGAGGGCGCAGGCAGUGGAGGGUCUCUGGAGGCAGUUUCGGCAGAGCCCAGCGGGAGGGCCUGCCACGCUGAGGAGUUGGGGGGGCCGUGCUCGUUCAUGGCCAGCGCUUCCAGCGCGCUGUCUUUCUACCCCCCCUUCAGCUCCAGUCCUGAGGCUUCUGCAUCUUGCGAGUCGCAGCCCGAGGGAGAGCAGAGCCUCGCUGGAGAGAUCCCGAGGGGGCAGGGAGCUGAACAAGCUCAUGAUGCUUUUGAUGACCUCCCUGCCCCAGUCAGAGAUGAGCUGGCUUCCUCCGAGCAGCUCAAACAGAGUCAGCUGCAGGCUUACGAGCGGAGCCUGACUGCCUGCGGAGCGGUUCUUGCUUGCGAGGAGGGGGUUGCGAUGGAGGGCAGCGAGGAGAGGAAGGGAGCUGCGGUCCUGGUAGACGAGAGGGGGUGCGGGUUUGCGAAUCUGGACGCGCUUUGCCUGACCCGCAUCAUGAGCUGCUUGGACGACGCCUCCCUCCGGGCGUGCUCUUUGGUCUGCUGCGAGUGGCUUGAGACUUCAAACUUUGCACGGCACCACCUGAGCUUGCAGAAAGUCUCCCAAUUUGAUGCUCUGGAAGAGAUCCUCGAGCGCUUCCCUAGAAUCGAGAGCGUCCAGGUUGGCGAGGAGGAAGGGACUCCGAUCGCAGAGCCGCCCUUUAGUAACGCCUCGCUCAGACUCGUUGGUCGCGGCUGCCCUGGUCUCCGCUCGCUUGACCUGGUGCACUGUUCGGCGAUCACGGACGCGGGGCUCGAGGUGGUGCUCAGGCGCUGUGGAAACCUAACGGCGCUGCGCUUGGAACAUUGCGAGAACGUCAGCGGCACAGCCUUCUUCUGGCUGGCCCCGUGCAAGAUUGAGUGGCUGGCACUUCGCUGGUGCGGCUUGCUGAACUCGGGGCUGGGAGCUGCCGCAGCGGCGUGUCCUGAAUUGAAGGAGCUCGAUGUCAGGGUGAAGGAGGGGGGAUUUCCGGUGGCCAAGGGCCUCGAGCGGGUGGCAGAGCAGUGCCCCAAGCUGGAGCGAGUGACAUUUCACACCUGUGGGGUCACUGACACCACCCUUAGGAGCUUUGCCACUGGCUGCCCUCUCCUAGAGCAAGUUACCAUUGCUUGCGAGCAUGACAUCAGCGACGCUGGGGUUGCGGCCCUCCAGCAACAUCUGCCCCUGCUCAGCAGCAUCACCUUGUUCAACAACCGCCAGAUUAAGAAGAUACCACGCAGCCGGCAAAGCCCACAGAUCAAAAACCUGGGGAUAGGUGCCUGGUUGGAAACACCCGAUACCGUGCUGCGGCAAGUGACUGAAGAGGGGGGGCUGGAAGAUCUUCGGAUAGCCAGCUGCCCCGCUCUAACUGAUACCACUGUUGAGAAGAUCUUCACGUGCUGUCGUCACCUAAAACACCUGGUCCUUGCGCAUUGUGAGCUUUUGACUUCGGAUGUUUUGAGGGCGUAUGCACAGAGCGGCAUUCAAGCCCGGCUAGUAAUCCUUUCGUGUAAGGGGCUCCAAGAAAGCAUGUUGCCUGCAGACAUGCGGUUUGCAGGCAAGGUAUCCAUCACUUAAUUAUGAGAGUUAGAACAGGGCACGCAAAUGAAGGAACAGGUCGCCGGAACUGACUGUGUUUGCUGCCUUUUAAACUGCUUAGCAUAGGACGGUUUACCUUAUCUAUUUAUUUAACUGCAAUUAUAGAGGGACGGCUGCAUCAGGACAAAUGAUUAUUACUAUACCUAAUUGAAAAGUUUAAAUAGAGAUUUUCAAGGUCUUAGGCUAGAUUGCCAGCUGAGUACCAUAAACAAUAAAAACAACUCAGUGGUCCGGCUUUAGUAGAACGAGUUCAAGGAGAAUAUUGACCGCGUACUGGGCCUGUUACAUUUACGAUGAUAUUUGGAGACACCGACAAUUGUAAAGUUUUUACGCUUCCGAC
This is a messenger RNA of Klebsormidium nitens, 2463 nucleotides long. The record is from the annotation of a GenBank genome assembly. Lineage: Eukaryota; Viridiplantae; Streptophyta; Klebsormidiophyceae; Klebsormidiales; Klebsormidiaceae.